Molecule: messenger RNA, 1461 nt
Organism: Danaus chrysippus (African queen)
Lineage: Eukaryota; Metazoa; Arthropoda; Insecta; Lepidoptera; Nymphalidae
Source: the annotation of a GenBank genome assembly
AUGAAUGUGUUCAUAUUGGUUGUGUUUUUCGGGAGUGCUCUAGCUUUUCCAUUUGAGAUAAAUGUUAACUGGCCCUUCAUAGUAGCGGAUGAACAAACAAAUAAUAUGGAAGCGUUUUUUAAAGAUCAAAAGAUUCAGGCUGAAAAAGCGUUCACGUCCAGCAUUGAAGAGGCUAGAAGAAUGAAGAAUUCAGUGUUCAAUUACUUCGAACUUAAACAAAGGGAAAUCAGUGAUGAUUUCUAUGAUUACGUGGAAAGUGUUAAAGAAAGUGGUAGAAAAUUUUCUGAUUCAUGGUCAUUUCUGCCGAGUGAGGAGGCGGGAGACCGAAUGGAGAACCCGGAUAUGGUUCUUUCAGUGCCUUCGAUCAUAAUUCGUAAUGGUUACCCUUGUGAAACACAUAUUGUUAUGUCCCAGGGUUACUUGUUGAAUAUCCAUAGAAUCCCACGUUCCAAGAAUGGAGGAGGCAUCCCCAAGAAGACGGUAAUUUUACAUCAUGGUCUCUUCGCGAGUUCAGCUGAUUGGAUCCUCAACGGACCGGAAAAAAGUUUAGCAUACAUCCUAGCCGACGCCGGUUACGAUGUAUGGAUGCCUAACAUAAGGGGAAAUAAAUAUUCUAGAGAACAUGCGUGGUUGAAAACUAAUUCCAAGUCCUUCUGGAACUUCUCCUGGCACGACGUGGCGGUAUACGACGUACCUGCUAUCAUAGAUUACAUAUUGAAGGAAAAGGGCGAAGGUACAAAAUUAACAUACAUUGGCCACUCCAUGGGAACCACAAUACUAUUCGCAAUGUUGACCAUGAGGCCUGAAUACAAUGAUAUAUUAACCGCUGGUUUCGCUCUAGCGCCGGUCGUUUUCUUAUCAGAUAUAAAAUCACCAAUAAAAUCUUUGAGCACAGUAGCCAGUAACGUGGCUCAAAUGGAAAUGUUAUAUGGUUCGUAUGAGUUUAUACCAAAAAAUUCAGUUUUAGGCAAAAUGACACAGUCUUGUGAUGUGGACGGUCGUGACGCUGCAGUUUGUAAAAAUCUCCUAUUCUACAUCUGCGGCUACAACGAGAAGCAAUUCAAUAAAACGCUGUUACCAAUUUUCUUGUCACACAUAGGUACAGGAACCUCGUGGAAAACAGCAGUACAUUUCGCACAGGAAGUAGUUGUUGGUGGAAAAUUCCAACAAUUCGAUUAUGGUACCGAUUUAAACCUCCGAGUGUACGGCAGUAAAGCACCGCCACAAUAUGACCUCGAUAAAAUAAAAUUACCUCUUACGUUAUUCUGGGCUGAAAACGAUUUGCUAUCGAGCGAAGCCGAUGUCAAAGAACUGUACAAGAGAUUACCACCGACCACGCAAAUAUACAAGAUAUCUGAUCCCGACUUCAAUCAUUUAGAUUAUCUGUGGGCGAUCGAUGCGCCCACAUUACUCACUGAUAAGAUUUUAUUUUAUUUGGAACAAGUUUACUCUACUUUAUAA